UGCGGGGUCCAGGGAGAGCGGAUAUAGUGAAUGCAGGGUCCGGGUAGAGCGGAUAUAGUGAUUGCGAGGUCUGGGGAGACGGAUAUAGUGAAUGCAGGGUCCGGGGAGAGAGGAUAUAGUGAAUGCGGGGUCCGGGGAGAGCGGAUAUAGCGAAUGCGGGGUCCGGGAGAGCGGAUAUAGCGAAUGCGGGGUCCGGGGAGAGCGGAUAUAGCGAAUGCGGGGUCCGUGGAGAGCAACACUUUAAGCUUCUGUCCUCCAACCUGUAUGUCACGGCAGGACUCUGCAUGGUCAUAGUGGCUAGAAAAUGGAUCUACAGCAUA
Staurois parvus is the source of this 320-nucleotide messenger RNA. The record is from the annotation of a GenBank genome assembly. Lineage: Eukaryota; Metazoa; Chordata; Amphibia; Anura; Ranidae.